Molecule: messenger RNA, 1170 nt
Organism: Arthroderma uncinatum
Lineage: Eukaryota; Fungi; Ascomycota; Eurotiomycetes; Onygenales; Arthrodermataceae
Product: acetyltransferase
Exons: 2
Coding region: 1-1170 (389 amino acids)
Source: RefSeq, a predicted model, not a curated record
AUGAAGCGCCAUCCAAGGGCCCGAGAGCUUCGUUGGCCGUCUGUCGCCUCGAGGGAUAACCUCUCUUCCAUGUUUUCUCGUGUCCCGCUACUGCAUGGCGUUUCUGCGGUUGAAGAAUCGCUGCAGGCUUUGACAAUGGGCGAUCAUGUCCCGGGGCUGCUUAUUCCAAUUGCUUUCCUUUCCUCGCUAAGGGCUAAUCUGCAAAUAUCCACCUUCCCUGAGGAUGCACUCUAUAAUCCAUACUCGCCCUAUGGUUUGUCCAUGGCAAACACUCCCGAUAUCCCAUGCACCCCUCUCCAUACAUCGACCUACGGACGGGAAACAUUUCAUCUACCCUCGCCGGCGCUUCCACAACCAAGCUUCCAGCCCGCAGAAGCUUUAGAUCUCGAUUUUUGCCCCCAUGGCGCAGCUAAGCCCGCUGGUGCUCGCCUCUCCGUAUUCCCCACGCAAUCCGAUGAAGAAAUCGCAACUGCUCUCGGCCUGGUGUCAGACAGUAUCGCACAGCAACGACACAUGGCUGUCAGAGCUAUCAUCUCCCACCCUGCAGUGCUUGCAGCUGGCAUCCUCUUUUUCCUUUCAAGCAGCAAGACAAUUUACUCGGGUUCACCAGUCGACUUUAUCCUCAUUCUCAGCGUCUGGACGCUGAGUAUCUCGAUUUCCGUUCUAGUGGUCCGUUUCAUGGUCAGGGGCUAUCAGGAUUCGAUCCAGCAAUCGAGGGAUAUAAGCUGGCUUUCGGAAAACUCCGUUCAUGGCCUAUCACAUAGACGUGACGAAGUAUUUGUCGCCCGAGACCCUACCGUGAACAACGGUGAAGGCGGUGGAGACAUUGUUGGUGUCCUGGUUAUGAGAAUAUGCAAAACAGUUACCGAUGCUAGUACGCCGGGCGUACGACCACGAUCAGCCAGACGCAAGAGCUCAGCCAGGUGGACGGGCAUAAUCCGUGCAUGGACGGUCAAGCAAUCCGCCAGGUCGAGUGGAGUGGGCACCAGACUGUUGGAGGAGGCUAUCGCUAAUUGUCGACUGCGGACCCUGGAUGGUCCAAUAUUCGCCGACGACCACGCACAUUCGAAGCGAUUUUUACCAGGGAUGUUUAAUGUUGGUUUUGACAAGCAAGAUAUAUGGGCCCGGAGCUUCUUGGAACACACCGUUAUGAAGGAAAUAAAUAAAUAA